Messenger RNA from Aspergillus wentii DTO 134E9, 576 nucleotides. RefSeq lists its product as uncharacterized. Bases 184 to 480 code for a protein of 98 amino acids. The record is from RefSeq and is a predicted model, not a curated record. The transcript has a single exon. NCBI's taxonomy places the organism in Eukaryota, Fungi, Ascomycota, Eurotiomycetes, Eurotiales, Aspergillaceae.
CAACGACCAAAUCCCCGAACAACAGCCAAGAAAGAAACAAGACGGACAAAGAAAGGAUGCAAAAAGAAAAGACACAUAGACAAGAGAAAACGAAAUCCCGAUUGCCACGACCGUCUAAACCAGACACCGAAUUCAUUCACCCCCCCCCCCAUCCCUCCUCCUACCUCCUCUCCUCAACCCCAUAUGAUAAAAAGGUUGGAAUUUGAAUUCGUAGAGAGGCGUUCAAUGCAGACGAAGCAACCAAAACCCGUUAACUCAUUUCAUAUACGAUACGAUGAUAAAAGACGUUUCAAGGAUUGUAUAUCGGCUCAUGUUGUGUUUCGAUGUAUCGAUGUAUUCUUAGCUCGUGUCGGGGUGGACUAUUUGACGGUUUUCUCUUUUUUGGUCGUAGGGGAAUCAUGCAUGGGAAAAUGGUGUAUUUGCUUGGAGGGCGUUUACAUGAUAACGCAGCCACCGCCGGGGGAAGCUAUUUACUGUUAGUAUAUACAUCUCCUAGAAAAUGGUGAGGUGGAAUAGGGAAGUGGGAAAUGGGACGUACCCUUGACAACGGCAGGGUUCUUGACGAUCUGGUUGGGA